This is a messenger RNA of Soboliphyme baturini, 1164 nucleotides long. The record is from the annotation of a GenBank genome assembly. Lineage: Eukaryota; Metazoa; Nematoda; Enoplea; Dioctophymatida; Soboliphymatidae.
AUGUCCCAAAACGAUACAGCGACCAACAAUUCGGUCGGAACGUCGACAUUCGACAAUAACUGUUCGGCCAUAGUCGAUUAUACGGUACUGUACGUGUUGAUGGCGAUGCUGAUCAUGUUGUCGAUCGCCACAGUUGGCUACAACGCCUUUUACUUGAAACUGCUCUGCUGGCACGAAAGGACCGAACGCUGGGUGAAGGUCUUCCUGGUGAAUAUCGCAAUCUGUGGCAUGCUCUACGGGCUCUGUCAGUUCUUCAGUGCUAUCUACAACGUCAAGGUACUGAGCUCACCGUCUCAGGAUUUUUCUGAAGCGCAGUACUGUCGCUGGUCCAUGUACUCGAAGAUGUUCAUCUCGUCAAUGCACAUGAGUUUGAUCGCCCUGAUGGCCAUCGUCCUGUCGAUAAACGUAUGCGCCAAGGGUGAGCGCCUGAAUGGCCGGAUCCUAGUCGCUUCGCUGCUGGUUGUUGCAUGGUUGGAAAAUGCCAUUGUCUGGACAGCGUUCAUCAAGUGGAGUUCGAUCACCAGCAAAAGCAACUGUUUCUGUACCUUCAUCCUCUCCGCCAGCUACUUCACCCUCUGUCUCAAAUACGUAUCGGAACUGGUGCUACUGUUGCUGGCAGUGAUCGUUUUCCUCUACGUAUACCGCAGCAGCAGAAGAAAGGUACUCGACGUCAACAUCCGAGACGACAACCACAACUGUUUGCACCAACGCAUGUCGCUAUGGCACACGGCCACCUACACCAAAAUCAUACUACCAUGGGCGAUCGUACACACGCUGAUCUUGGUGCUGAUCUUGUGUCUGUCGAUGGCAAGCAGUUUACUAUACCAAACCAAUGAGUGGAAAAUGAGGCGCAUCUAUCUCAUCAUUAGUAUUUUGUUCAUACGACUAAUGGACGGAACUUUACAACCGCUGAUCCUUAUCAAUUCCAGUCACAGCUUGAAAAGCAAAGUCAGGAAACUGCGUGCACCCAUAAGAAAGCUGUUUUUCGCUAAUGUCCGCUGCAACGAGGAACCUUCGUCAAAAGAGGACAGCUGCUGGAUCAUAGCCCAACAUCAAACGCCGGAAAAUCAUCAGGCGAUGACCAGUAAGAUCUGGGAUCAGGUACAGAAACGAGAUCAAAUAGUCAAGGAGAAAAAGAAAGAGGAUAUUAAGAAAUUACCGUGA